Messenger RNA from Talpa occidentalis (Iberian mole), 1234 nucleotides. RefSeq names its product glucagon (gene GCG). Gene Ontology annotation, biological process: adenylate cyclase-modulating G protein-coupled receptor signaling pathway; positive regulation of insulin secretion involved in cellular response to glucose stimulus; negative regulation of apoptotic process. The coding region runs from base 218 to 757 and encodes 179 amino acids. The record is from RefSeq and is a predicted model, not a curated record. Gene Ontology annotation, molecular function: hormone activity; glucagon receptor binding. Gene Ontology annotation, cellular component: extracellular region. Lineage: Eukaryota; Metazoa; Chordata; Mammalia; Eulipotyphla; Talpidae. The transcript has 7 exons.
CAUAGAGUCAUCAUCGGGCUCAGCAAGUCUCCUUCUAGAUGAGAAAUUUAUAUUGUCAGCGUAAUAUCUGUGAGGCUAAACACUGGAGAGUAUAUAAAAGCAGUGAGCUUUGGUGCAGGAGUACAGAGCUCAAGACCAGCACCUCGAAAGUUCUACAGAGAGCUCGCUCUCUCUCCACCUGCUCUGUUCUUCCUCCCACGGUCAGAAGACAGCAAAAAUGAAGAUCAUUUACUUUGUGGCUGGAUUGUUUAUGCUGGUACAAGGCAGCUGGCAACGUUCCCUUCAAGAUACAGAGGAGAAAGCCAGAUCAUUCCCAGCUCCCCAGACAGACCCACUCAAUGACCCAGAUCAGAUGAAUGAAGACAAGCGCCAUUCACAGGGAACAUUCACCAGUGACUACAGCAAGUAUCUGGACUCUAGGCGUGCCCAGGAUUUUGUGCAGUGGUUGAUGAACACUAAGAGGAACAAGAAUAACAUUGCCAAACGUCAUGAUGAAUUUGAGAGACAUGCUGAAGGGACCUUUACCAGUGAUGUAAGUUCUUAUUUGGAAGGCCAAGCUGCCAAGGAAUUCAUUGCUUGGCUGGUGAAAGGCCGAGGAAGGAGAGAUUUCCCAGAAGAAGUAGCCAUGGUUGAAGAACUUAACCGCAGACAUGCGGAUGGCUCUUUCUCUGAUGAAAUGAACACAGUGCUUGAUAAUCUUGCCACCCGGGAUUUUAUAAACUGGUUGCUUCAAACCAAAAUUACUGACAGGAAAUAAGUAUGUCACUAUUCAAGAUCAUCUUCACAAGAUCAUCUGCCAGCAACAUGGAAUGUUUGAAAUUUUAAGUUGUGUAAAUUUAAGAGGUGUAUUCUGAAGUCAUAUUGCUUUGCAUGCCAAUAUUCUUUUAAUAUUGUGUAGCCAAAAGAUUGUAAAUUGAAUAAAUCAUUGUCAAAAUAUUGCUAAAAUAUCAGUUUUAAAAUACAAAGUACAGGAUUCUGUUAUGUUUUUCUUAUUUUGGAUAAAUUGUCCUAACCUGCUUACAAUUAGCAAUGAAAUUGUUUUCCUAUUAUAUAAUUUGUAUAUAUAAAUUAUUCCAAUCACAAUUUAUCUGCUUAAUAAUAAUAAUAGGAUAAGGGAAGGACUGGUAGCUAUAGUGGUGAGACUAGAAAGAGAAUUUCCUUCUCAAAACUUUUGUCAUAAAACUGCUCUGCUUUCAAUAUGUUAAAGAUAGAACAUAAAUAAAGUUUUCAAGCU